Rhagoletis zephyria (snowberry fruit fly) is the source of this 1673-nucleotide messenger RNA. RefSeq names its product retinoid-inducible serine carboxypeptidase-like. The record is from RefSeq and is a predicted model, not a curated record. Gene Ontology annotation, biological process: proteolysis. NCBI's taxonomy places the organism in Eukaryota, Metazoa, Arthropoda, Insecta, Diptera, Tephritidae. Gene Ontology annotation, molecular function: serine-type carboxypeptidase activity.
AUUGACAUUUUAUGAAAUAUCCCACUGUUAAAAAAUUACCCUCGCUAACAGUGAACCGUACGCACUGCGCUGCUGCUAUGCAUUGUUGUUUAGAAUUCACGCACAGCCCAGCAAUUUUGCCAAUAAAAGUUUUGAUCAUUUAAACAAUUGUCGCAGAAGGUAAUUUCACUUUCUCGCAAUAACCCAACGCGGCUGCUUGCAAAGUAAAGACGACCUUAAAAAAGUGGAGUAGCAUUGAUAAAAAAUUGUUACCGCGUUUGUCCUACAUACAACUUCGUUUUGUUUUUUUCGAGUUUUUGUUUUUUGGUGUUGUGAAUAUAUUUAAAAAAUGCGGGUCAAUUUAAUGUACGGCGCAACUUUGUUGAUAAUUUGUUGUGUUACGGCCACUACAGCGAAAACUGGCUAUGGUCCUGGUGAACAAGAUUGGGGUCAUGUCGAUGUACGCACUGGUGCACACAUGUUCUACUGGCUCUACUAUACCACGGCUAAUGUCUCCGCCUAUACUGAACGCCCACUUGCCAUUUGGUUGCAAGGUGGUCCCGGUGCUUCAUCUACGGGCUAUGGCAACUUCGAAGAAUUGGGUCCACUCGAUUUAUAUGGCAAUUAUCGCAAUUUCACUUGGGUGAAGGAUAUGAAUGUACUCUUCAUCGAUAACCCUGUGGGCAGUGGUUUCAGCUAUGCUGACAGCUAUCGUUAUUUAACUAAAACCAACAAUGAGAUUGCUUUGGAUUUGGUCAGGUUAAUGAAAGGCUUCUACAAGCGUCAUCCGGAAUUCGAAACAGUACCUUUGCAUAUAUUCUGUGAGAGCUAUGGCGGUAAGAUGGCACCCGAGUUUGCCUUGGAGUUGUAUUACGCGGUGCAACGUGGUGAGUUGCGCAGCAAUUUGACUUCGGUUGUGUUGGGUGAUCCAUGGACCUCGCCAAUUGAUUCUGUGCUGGCAUGGGCGCCAUUAUUGUUGCAAAUGGGCAUUGUCGAUCAAACUGGUUAUGAGAAAAUUUUCGCAGCUGCUAACAAAACUGCAGAUUUGGUCAAUCGAGAAAAAUGGACACAAGCGACCAAUCAAUGGGGCUCGACACAAGCUGUUUUACUGCGCGAGUCGAAAGGUGUGGACUUUUACAAUAUUGAGAAACCAACCAACGCGGAUUCCUAUUCCAGAUUAUUGUUGAGAACCAAUAAUGUUCAAGACUUAAUGUAUCGCACUAUGGUGAAAUAUGAUGUGGAUAUCGAUGAAGAUCGCGAUCAAAUUUUAGAAGAUCUAAUGCGUGGACCAGUUACUGAAGCGUUGAAUAUUACCUCUAAAGUUAAAUGGGGUGCACAAAGUGGCAUGACAUUCACCAGAUUAUUCACCGAUUUCAUGAAGCCUGUGAUACAUAUUGUUGAACAGCUGCUAAACAGCACCGAUUUGAAAGUGGGUGUACUCUCUGGCCAUUUAGAUUUGAUUUGCGCUACGCCCGGUACUGUAAAUUGGAUUGAAAAAAUGCAAUGGAAUAAUAAGUCCGAUUACGAGGCAGCACCACGUGUGGGCAUCAAUGUCGAACACAUCCUCGAGGGUUACGAAAAGAGUGCUGGUAACUUUACUAUGUUUUGGGUUAACCGCGCUGGUCACAUGGUACCUGCUGAUAACCCUGCCGGCAUGGGCUAUAUUUUAAGGAAAUUUACCAACUUUGGUUAAG